GUUUACAGUUUCUUCAGUGCAGCCAAAGUGAAACACGGAAAGCUACGGAGCGCACGAGGUAGCAUUAGCUCAUCUCAGAAGGUAGUUUGAAAACAGGUUUGGUGAUUUCGGUAAAUAUUUCCGUGUUUUCGGUAAAUAUUUCUUCAGUUCAGCCUCAGAGAGAGUUUAUCAACGAGCAGGUAACUCCUGCUUAAGAAACAUUCACAGAGUUGAAAGAAAUCAACGUGAAGAUCGAGGAAGAGAUGGAGGAUCAGCGCAGACUGAUGGAUUUUACUCGGAUACCGAAGAUCAUCUUACACCGGAUAGAUCUCCCACAAUGUUGUGUGUUUAAAGAGGAGGAGGUUCUCAAUGAAACAGAACCACAGAGGAACCAACUCAUCUCUCAUGACUCUCCAGAAACUGAGAACCAGGAUCAGGAAGGAAGCAAUUCUGAAAACCCAGGAAAAAAGAGAAAGGAAGAAAAGAAACAAAAGGAGAAAUAUGAGAAAACCAAAGAGCAGAAUGGAAGAACCGACAUUGAAAAACAAAAAAUGCACAAGAAAGCUCACGCAGGGAAAAAAUUAUAUUCUUGUAAAAUUUGUGAUAAAACAUUUUCUCAAAACGGUAACUUGAUGAAACACAUGAUAACUCACACUGGAGAAAAACAAUUCAGUUGUUCUACCUGUGGGAAAAGUUACAGACAAAAGACUGUUUUAGUUUAUCACAUGAAAAUUCACAGAGUCGAGAAGCUUUUCUCUUGUGGCUCCUGUGGAAAACGUUUCUCCCAAAAAGGUAUUUUAAAUCAACAUAUGAGAAUUCACACAGGUGAGAAGCCUUUCUCUUGUGGGUCAUGUGGAAAAAGUUUCUCUCAAAAAGGUCAUUUAAUUUAUCACAUGAGAAUUCACACAGGUGAGAAACCUUUCUCUUGUGGGUCAUGUGGAAAAAGUUUCUCUCAAAAAGGUCAUUUAAUUUAUCACAUGAGAAUUCACACAGGUGAGAAACCUUUCUCUUGUGGGAGGUGUGGAAAAAGUUUUUCUCAAAAAAAUAAUUUAAAUGGACAUAUGAGAAUUCACACAGGUAAAAAGCCUUUCUCUUGUGGGACGUGUGGAAAAAGUUUCUUCUACAAAGUUAAUUUAAAUGUUCAUAUGAGAAUUCACACAGGUAAGAAGCCUUUCUCUUGUGGGUUGUGUGGAAAAGGUUUCUCCCAAAAAGGUAAUUUAAAUGGACAUAUGAGAAUUCACACAGGUAAAAAGCCUUUCUCUUGUGGUUCGUGUGGACAGAGUUUCACCCACAAAUGCAGUUUAAAUGGACAUAUGAGGAUUCACACAGGUGAGAAGCCUUUCUCUUGUGGGACGUGUGGAAAAAGCUUCUCUCGAAAAGAUCAUUUAAAUAUUCAUAUGAGAAUUCACAAGGGUGAGAAGCCUUUCUCUUGUGGGACGUGUGGACAGAGUUUCACCCACAAAUGCAGUUUAAAUGGACAUAUGAGGAUUCACACAGGUGCGAAGCCUUUCUUUUGUGGGACGUGUGGAAAAAGCUUCUCUCACAAAGAUCAUUUAAAUGUUCAUAUGAGAAUUCACACAGGUGAGAAACCUUUCUCAUGUGGAACCUGUGGAAAAAGUUAUAGUGAAAAAGGGACUUUAACUCAUCACUUGAGAAUUCACACAGGUGAGAAGCCUUUCUCUUGUGGGUCGUGUGGAAAAAGUUACAGUGAAAAACGGACUUUAACUCUUCACAUGAGAAUUCACACGGGUGAGAAGCCUUUCUCUUGUGGGUCGUGUGGAAAAAGUUUCAGUGAAAAACGGACUUUAUCUAAUCACUUGAGAAUUCACACAGGUGAGAAGCCUUUCUCUUGUGGGUCGUGUGGAAAAAGUUACAGUGAAAAACGGACUUUAACUCUUCACAUGAGAAUUCACACGGGUGAGAAGCCUUUCUCUUGUGGGUCGUGUGGAAAAAGUUACAGUGAAAAACUGACUUUAACUCGUCACAUGAGAAUUCACACGGGUGAGAAGCCUUUCUCUUGUGGGUCGUGUGGAAAAAGUUACAGUGAAAAACUGACUUUAACUCGUCACAUGAGAAUUCACACGGGUGAGAAGCCUUUCUCUUGUGGGACCUGUGGAAAAAGUUUUGCCCAGAAAUCAACUUUAAAUCGUCAUAUGACAAUUCACACAGGUAAGAAGCCUUUCUAUUGUGGGACCUGUGGAAAAAGUUUCACCAAUAAGUCAUCUUUAAAUGGUCAUAUGACAAUUCACACAGUUGAGAAACCUUUCUCGUGUGGUAGUUGUGGAAAAGGUUUCAGUUACAGAAGUAAUUUAUCUCGUCACAUGAAGACUCACUCUGAUGAGAAGCCAUAGGUCCAAAACAGAUCCUAUCCAAUUUGGCAUCUGAUCUUAUGGAAAAUCUGGUUUGAUGAUGUAAACAGCAAGUAGAAAAUGUUAAAGUCAACAGAUUCUUGCAGGCUGCUAGUGAUUCACUGUGACUGUGUCUUUCACUGUCUGACCAAGAUCAACCUGAGGUCUACUUUUACCUACCAGAUUGUUUUCCUUAAUCCAGUUUGUUGUUUUAAUUUGCAGUCGUAUUUGUACUUAAAAUCCCAUCAGUAUCCCAUUAGAUACUGAAGUUAAAGAGAGGAACACAUUCAGAAAGGAUUCAUUUCUGUGCAUUUCAGUUUUCAUGGAGUUCUGUACCAUGUGGAAUAAUUGAGUUUAUCUUUUACAUUUUUGACGUUUCUGUGUAUGACUGUAUGUAAAAUACUGUAGAAAUGGAAGCAGUGAAAUGUUCUUGUUUUUCCAUAAAUUAAACUCUAUAAUGUUUGAAAAAAUUCUAAAAAAUAAUUUUGAUCUGGUCAGAUUUUGAUUUAGAGCUAACCAGAGAGAGGAUUUUAUUUUCCUAAAUUUUUGUCAUUGUUAUACUUUGAUAUGAGAAGCAAAGUAUAUUAUUAAAAAGUUAUGUUUAAAUCUUCACUAGUAUUUUGAGCAGAAUAUGUUUUUUAGUAAAUGUUGAUUUGAAUGAAUAUUGAUGGAUUAUUCAGUGAUUGUCAUCGUCAUUAACUGUUGCCAUAUUUUUAAAUGUCAGCUUUAAGUAAAGCAUCUAAAGAUCCUUGCAAUAACAAUAAAACAUGAAUUUUUACACAAAUUGAAUUUUUCAUUUC
Gambusia affinis (western mosquitofish) is the source of this 3127-nucleotide messenger RNA. Its product is annotated as gastrula zinc finger protein XlCGF57.1-like. The coding region runs from base 243 to 2330 and encodes 695 amino acids. The record is from RefSeq and is a predicted model, not a curated record. NCBI's taxonomy places the organism in Eukaryota, Metazoa, Chordata, Actinopteri, Cyprinodontiformes, Poeciliidae. The transcript has 2 exons. Gene Ontology annotation, cellular component: nucleus. Gene Ontology annotation, biological process: regulation of cytokine production; negative regulation of transcription by RNA polymerase II; regulation of immune system process.